GGUGGGCGUGGCCACCUGGCUCAGGUGAGGCGGAAGUGGCGGCGGGGCCAUGAACGGGCUCCAGGGCUGGGCCGCGCUCCUGGAAAAGGCGGAGCUGAGCAUGAGGCGUCCCACGGAAUUCCUGGAAUUUUCCAGCCUGGAAAACUCCCCUGGAUCCCUGGAAAAUUCCGGAGGGGACCCCAAAUCUGCCUGGAAUCCAGAGGAGGCCGGGCCGGGGCUGAGGCUGCGCCUGCCCAGGGACCCCCCCGGGGAUCGGCCCAAACAGAAGCCGGUGGGAAGAGCCUUUGCCAUGGUGGCCAAAAGAUCCGACGGGAAUUCCUUGGCCUCGGAAUGCGUCAAAUCCAAGGAUGGAGACGAGGAGAUCAUCAAGGUUUAUCUCAAGACUCGCUCCGACCACGAGGAGCCGGUGACGCAGCUCAAGAGCGAAGUCCGGCACAUCCAGGAGGUGGUGCUGGAGAGCAACAGGAGCUGUUCCUGCCCUGGAAAUUCCCAGGAAAAUCCGCGCUGGCAGGAGCAGCUGCGGGAGCGGGCGGAGCGGGCGGAGCGCGGGCGGCGCCAGGCGGAGCAGGAAGCGGCCGAGAGGGAGCUGAAGGUGCAGGAGCUCCAGAGGCUCCUGGAGAACACGGAAAAGGAGCAGCGGGAUCUCCGGGAGCGCCUGGAGCUGGGCCAGGCCGAGCUGAGGAGGCUCCGCGAGGCCGAGGGGACCCGGGCGGCCCAGCAGGAGCGCUCAUCCCAGCUGGAAAAGGAGGUGGCGACGCUCCGGGAGAAAAUUCAUCACCUGGACGACAUGCUGAAGAGUCAGCAGCGCAAAGUGCGCCAGAUGAUCGAGCAGCUGCAGAAUUCCAAGAGCGUGAUCCAGGCCAAGGACGCGGCGAUCCAGGAGCUGAAGGAAAGAGUUUCGUACCUGGAAGCGGAGAAUUUGGAGAUGCACGACCGGAUCGAGCACCUGAUCGAGAAACAAGUGAGCAGGGCCGGGAGCGGAGCCCGGAGUCGAUCCCGAUCCGAAUACGUCAGCAGCAAACGCCUCCCGAAGCCGCUGCCCCUGAUCCGAGUGGUGGAAACCUGAAUCCCAGAAUUCCCCCUCCGGAAUUCCCGGAAUUCCCGGAAUUCCCGCUGGACUCGGAGCCUUUCCCGAGGGAAGAAUUUUGGGAUGGCUCCAGGCGCCGUUCCCGUGCCGGAAUCGGGAAUUUCCCCCCUUUUUCCCAAGGAUUUUUUGGGAUU
This is a messenger RNA of Poecile atricapillus (Black-capped chickadee), 1221 nucleotides long. RefSeq names its product tuftelin 1 (gene TUFT1). Bases 50 to 1066 code for a protein of 338 amino acids. Lineage: Eukaryota; Metazoa; Chordata; Aves; Passeriformes; Paridae. Gene Ontology annotation, biological process: intracellular signal transduction. Gene Ontology annotation, cellular component: intracellular anatomical structure; I band. The record is from RefSeq and is a predicted model, not a curated record. The transcript is spliced from 12 exons.